AUGGUACGCUCUCUGGAUGAGCUUGAUGGCCCGCUUCGGAGGCAACUUUUUGCAAUCAAUGGUUCCAUUGAAGCACUGAAAAAAUACUGGAUGUCCGAAGGAUGCUCUAUUCUGGCUUAUAUAGAUCUUGGUGAUGAUGGAAGAUGGAUGUUAAACUUGGCAGUUGAUUGUUCUCAUGGUGUGUCAUUCCUUCGUUCCAUCGAACUACCUUCAGGCAGCUACGACCAAGCAUUUGUUUGCCGACUAGUUGAUUCUUGUAUUGAAGAAAUUGGAGAGAAAAUUGUGGUGCAAGUCAUUGGGGACGUUGGUAUAGAGAAGACUGGAGCAAAUCUGCCUCGAAAGAGACCGAACAUAUUUUGGACUCAGUGUGCUGCAAGUUCCAUUGAUUUGAUGCUUGAAGACAUAGGGCAUAUUUGUUUAAUCAAGAAAACAAUCGCUAAAUCAAGAUCACUCACAGCUUUUAUUUAUGCACAGACAAAUUUGCUGGACAUGACCCGCAAGUUCACCAACCAGCAGGAUUUGGUUCAUGUUGGGAUAACCUAUUACACCACUUGCUGCUUGAACUUGAGGAGCCUUUAUGAUAAAAGGAUUGAAUUGAAGACUAUGUUUAUUUCUAAAGAAUGGGAGGACAGCAAGUGGUCAAAGGAAGCAGUGGGCAAGAAAUUCUAUAAUUUAGUAGUGAGCAAUGAGUUUUGGCAUAAUGUGCUAUAUGCUAUAAAUAGUUUUGAACCACUAGUGGAGGUUCUGAGGAGGAUGGGGAGUGGCAGACGCUCUAUGGGAUACAUAUAUGGUGAACUUAUGAACGCUAAAAAGGAAAUUGCCUUUCGCUUUGAAAACAAGGAAGAGCACUAUUUGCCAGUAUGGCACCAUAUAGAUUUUAGAAUAAAUUUGUACAUGAUGAAACCAUUGCACUUAGCUGCUUAUUAUUUGAAUCCUUGGUUCUACUAUCAAAACAGACAUGAAAUUGAAAAUACAGAAAUAUUUAGAGAUGCACUUUUUGAGUGUGCAUGUAAGAUGUACCAAGAUGAGUCUACACAAGAGAAAAUUGUGCAUCAAUUGAAGCUUUACAGCACUGAUUCACAGAGUUUUGGAAUGGUUCAUGCCUUUAGUACUCGGAUGGAUGUUCACCCAGUUUCCUGGUGGCAAUUACAUGAUGGUACAGCAAAGGAGUUGAGUACUAUGGCACUGAGGAUACCAUGGUUAACCUGUGGCUCACUGGCCUACGAGCCAAGUUGGAUUGAAAUGAUCCAUAAAGAAAAGCCAUCUUGGAUUAAAAAAUUUCAAUUUGAGGAUUCAAUGUUUGUGACCGUCAACAGAAGGAUACAAGGGAAAGCUCAAAUGAGAGAUAGAGAUCAUGUACUUGCGUACCUUCACCGUGAUGACGAACCAUUUGAAUGGCUGGUGGGCAUGUUUCCCUAUGAGGCCCAACGACAGGAUAAUUGGGAUUUGCUGAUGGCACGAGCGAGAAGCGGAGAUGGAGUAGGUCUAGCGAAGCUGGCAAAUAAAUUAUUUAUCGAGGCAGAGUAUGUGGCAUCCGAUGAAGAAAGUGAUGAAGAAGCACCAUGUCAGUCUAUCAAAAGGAAGACGUUGUCUGGUGCUUCAUGCUCAAAACGAGAGAAGAGGCCACGGCUGGUCAAAGGUAAUCUGAAAGAUGAUGAGUCCGAGGGAAGUGAUGGAAACAUCAGCUACUAA
This is a messenger RNA of Miscanthus lutarioriparius, 1692 nucleotides long. NCBI's taxonomy places the organism in Eukaryota, Viridiplantae, Streptophyta, Magnoliopsida, Poales, Poaceae. The record is from the annotation of a GenBank genome assembly.